CCAGAUUUUUAUUUAUAUUUAUUUAUUUAUUGAUCUUUUUUUGAGAGGGUCAGAUUGGGAGCAUCCGCGGGCUAUGCGCAAUUACGCCCCGAUUCGGAUGUAUCUGGCGGCAAGUGCUGUCACAACUACCUUGGUAGGUAGAGCCCGAGCAGCGAGCGGAAGCCUUGUGGGAGGAGGGCGAGGGGAAGGUAGCGGCGGAACGGGGGGAACGGGGGAAACGGGGCAGAGGGGAGUGGAGGCUCAACUCGUCGCUAAAAAUGUGAGUGUAUCUUCCGAUUGUCGCACAUUGCCGCCACGGCACGGGAGAGGGCACAGUGCUCUCGCGCUUGCGGCGAAGUGUAUCUUCUGUCGCACAUUGUCGCACUCGCGCUUGCGGCAAAGUGUGAGUGUAUCUUCUGUCGCACAUUGUCGCACAUCGUCGCGCUGGAGAGGUCACAGUGCUCUCGCGCUUCGGCGUCCCGGCGCGCAAGAGGCAUCAGCACUCGCACAGCAGUGCCGCACAGUGCCGCACGGUGUCGCCGAGCAGUGGCGCACAGUGCCGCACAUGCCAGCUGUGCUUGGAGACGGUCAGCGAUAGUGGCGGCAAAUGAGGAGCUUCUUGCAGCUAAGGUGAACUGUUUUUUUUUUGUGUUUUUUUUUCCGAUUUGUAUAUAUUUCCUAAGCGGCGAACCUUGCAGCUGGCGUGA
Chara braunii is the source of this 686-nucleotide messenger RNA. The record is from the annotation of a GenBank genome assembly. NCBI's taxonomy places the organism in Eukaryota, Viridiplantae, Streptophyta, Charophyceae, Charales, Characeae.